Esox lucius (northern pike) is the source of this 7210-nucleotide messenger RNA. RefSeq names its product calmodulin regulated spectrin-associated protein family, member 3 (gene camsap3). The transcript is spliced from 18 exons. The record is from RefSeq and is a predicted model, not a curated record. Gene Ontology annotation, cellular component: microtubule minus-end. Gene Ontology annotation, molecular function: spectrin binding; microtubule minus-end binding; calmodulin binding. Bases 412 to 4983 code for a protein of 1523 amino acids. Gene Ontology annotation, biological process: neuron projection development; cytoplasmic microtubule organization; negative regulation of microtubule depolymerization. Lineage: Eukaryota; Metazoa; Chordata; Actinopteri; Esociformes; Esocidae.
UGGAGCACCUGGAAAUCAGUCAUCGGUUGCGCUUCAACAGUGGGGCUCAAACCAAAUGCUGAGCAAUGCGGACUACGAAGCAGUGGAAAUAAUACAGAUUUUCUUUAAGAAACCGACGUAUUCAGGGCUCCUUUAAGGCUUAAAGACCGCACGCAUUCAUCUCAUGACAGUCUUUUUUUCUGGAAUCAGGGGAGAACGGACUAUAUCCUGAGCUGGGGCCGGCCCUGGUGCCUGGAUAUUUUUUCCUGAGAAAACGCUUACCCCACAUCCGUGUUCCUAUGCUCAGCCACAGUGCAAUGGAAUACGAAAAAGAAAACAAUGAAUGCUUGAUUUGAUGCCGUUUCUUGUACCAGUAACUAUUUUCUAGUUAUUUCACCCUUCCCGCAGCCACGGCCUGUCUACGGACUCGCUAUGGUGGACUCGAACGCUACGAGGAAGACUUUUGUAGUCCCGGACAUAAAACCUUUGGAUCUGUACGAUACUACCAGGGCAAAAAUAUGCGCAAGUGUGGGAUGGCUCUUGGCUAAAUCUUACGGCAAUGCAGAGCAUGUUCCUGUGGAGCUGCGGGAGCCGUUCUAUCGUGACCAGUACGAUCAGGAGCACCUGAAACCCCCCGUCACCCGCCUCCUGCUCUCCUCUGAGCUCUACUGCCGCACCUACGACCUGCUGCAUGGGGGCCAGGGGGGCCCUGGGGCUCCCAAGGACAAUUUGACCCUGCUGCAGCUCCUCGCCAACAGGGGCGUGGCCCCCAAAGACCAAGAUGUCCCUGUCACCGACAUGGACCUCCGGCAUAAACCAAUAAAAAUGAGUGCCCAUCUGACCUUGAUUGAUGCCCUGAUGUUGGUGGGUGCUAUGGAGACAGUGAGCGCGGUAAAGACGUCUGGCGCGUUGGCGGGGGAAGAGAUUCUGGGUGGAGUUGGUGGAGCCAGCAUGGAGAAUGCCCUACUACACUGGGUGAAUGGGCUGAAUGAGAGGCUCAGGGAGCGGGUGGACGGUGUACAGGGUGACCCAUCUCAGGACUGCACGGAGCCACACCCUGUUCAACCUUCAUGUCCUACUCGCUGGUACUGGAAACUUCUCCCUAUCCGCUACAGAAAGGACAAGAUGCUUUCUAAACAGAAGCCUACAUUUCCAGUGGUAACUGAAGUUCGAGACCUGUCAAGUGGCUGUGCAAUGGCUGCUGUUAUCCACUACUACUGCCCAGGCCUGCUAAGCCUAGAGGAUGUUUGCAUGAAGGAGGCCAUGGCGGUGGCAGACAGCCUGUAUAACCUGCAGCUGAUCCGAGAGUUCUGUGACAGCUGUCUGAAGAGCUGCUGCCCCCUGGUGUUGGAGGACCUGCUCUACACCCCACAGGAGCUCCACGUCAACAUACUAAGUUUUCUGGCAGAGCUGCUGGAUUGGUUCGAGCUGCGGAGGCCGGAGUUUGUUCAGCCACUGAACCCCAUUGCGACGAAGCCAACCAGUCGGAACAACAACAGCAGCUCUCCCUCUAUCUUUAAGAAGCCAUUCCUGCCCAUCUCCUCGCCAGUGUUACCAGGUCCAGUACCAGGGUCUCUUACUCAGUCUGCCUCCAUGUCUCAUGUAGAGGGAGUUGGGAGAACGUGGAACAAGAAGCCUUUCAGUCGUCCCCUGUCCUCCGCCGUGUCCUUCAGCAUCCCCUUCGGCCUGGACAGCGACGUGGAAAUUGUGAUGGGUGGAGCCAUCACCCGCUCUGUCAGCUCGGACGAUGUGGCCCCUGGCCGGACCCCCGCAAGGACUCCGCCAGAGGACCUCAGCCACCUGCUCAGCAAGCCCACUGGCCAGGCCUCCAGCGCCCCAGGUUCCCACCGGCCCUCCUGGGUCACCAACGGCUCAUCUGUGGUGCCCAUGCGGCUGGAGGAGAACGGCCUAGGGGAGGGGGAGGGGGAGCUGCCCACCAUUGAAGAGGCCCUGCAGAUCAUCCACAACGAGGGAAAGUUGGAGCCCCGACUUCACCCCGAUGGGGCAGCUGACGGAUUCUACCUACACUCCCCUGAUGACCCGGCCAGCGUCCGACACAAUGGACCUGUCCCUCACCACACUAACCUCGUGCCCCUCAGCUGCUCCGCCCCAUCCCGCUCUGGGAUGAUGUACCAGCCCCACCAACAUCGCCGUGCUGGUGGCGAGACUCAGCGACCCAGAGAGCAGCACUCCCCCCGUACCCGACACACCUCGGAAAGCUCGCGAGACGAUGACUCUGUGUUGAGGGAUGGGAGCGUGGAUUCCGAUGCUUCCGAAGACCUCCUCGUCCCCAAGGCCCAGUCCACCCCGGCCACGCCUGCUGGCCAUGCCGGGAGCAGAGGUGGGGAGGCGCCGGACAGUGGGGUGAAGAUGACCAGCUUUGCGGAACGCAGGAAGAAACAGGCUAUAGUCGGGGAGUUGCCUAAAAGUGUCAGCACAAGCGAGCCCUCAACCCCGGCAGCAGCCGUGCCCCAGAAGUCGACAGAGGAGAGCCCCAGCAAGAGCCCAGCGCUGAGCACAGAAAUGUCAGAGCUUGGGGCCCGACUGGAGGAGAAGAGGAAGGCUAUUGAAGCCCAAAAGAAACGCAUUGAGGCCAUCUUUGCCAAGCACCGGCAGAGGCUGGGCAAGAGCGCCUUCCUGCAGCUGAAGAAGGAUCAGGAAGACGAGGAAGGUGAGGUCAGCAGCCUCUCUGCUGAGGAGGACCUUGGGGAUCUGUCACUGGAGGGGAGGCUAGCUCAGAUGGAGGAAGUGGAACCACAAGAGGUAAAGGGUAAACUGCGCCCCCCGGUGGUUCCCGACAAACCGCGCCCCCCGGUGGAUCACGAAAAACCACGCCCCCCGGUGGAUCACGAAAAACCACGCCCCCCGGUGAUUCACGACAAACCGCGCCCCCCGGUGCUUCAGGAAGGGAACAACAAACCCCCAUCCCACCACGACAAUAAACAUGUGUCUUUCCCCGAGGUUUGGCCGGACAGAGUGCAGGGAGUGAAGGGCGAAGGUGCGGCUGGACUGGCCCGGGAGAAGCCUGGGGGCAUAGUGAAUCCACCAGCACCACUGGGCGAUUACAACAACGCUGUGUCCAAGCUGAACGCGGCACUGACUUCACUGCAGAGUGACAUGCAGCGCCUCGCUGAACAACAGCACCAGUUCAUCAGGAAGAAGCCUGACACCAGCCUAAAAUCCUGGGUCAUCCCACCCAGUCCCAUAUCCUCCGCCCCUCCCUCUGCCCGCAUGUCCAGGGGGUCAUCUCCCCGAGACCUCGCCUCUGCUUCCUCUUCCCCCUCACCCUCCCGUCGCAGCGCCGCCAGUCCAGCCAGGAUGCCCAAGUCACCCCAUGUUCAGCGCCGUGCCCAGUCGGUGCCCCCGAAAAGCCCCAAGCACCAGGCAACCCACUACCAGCACGCCCGCCCCCAGGACCUGAAAGUGCCCAGCUUGUCGCGUGUCCUCACCCCCCCGCAGAACGUGGACACCAUCCCCCACCUGCGGCGCGUCUCCCCCUGGCAGUGUCGGGAUCAGAACUCCUCCAGCUUCAACAUUGGUUCUGCCCCCAGCCCGUCCUCCGCAUCCACGCCAGUCCCCUCUGAUGGUCAAACCCCCACCGGGCGUUCCCUGUCCCUGGACGACCACCUGUCUGACGUAGGCUCAAACGAGGACCAGAGCGUCUUCAGCAUGGACCUGGAUGCCGCCGCCUCUCAGAGGAGUGACCGGCGUGGUGGUGGAAGCUCGGGGGCGCCCUCAGAAUGUUCCUUUGAGAGCGACGUCCCGGCGGCUGCGGUGUUGAAUGGCAAGCGCAGCAGCCUGAUAGAGAUCUCUCUGUCGACUCUGCGUGGGGACCAGGAUGACCUGAGCGUCCUGGAUGACUCCAUGAGCGACGUUACAGAACCGGGGUUGAAGGAAGGAGUUGGCUUCUUCUUUAAGGAUGACACGGUGCGACCAGAGGAUGAGAUGGCCCAGAAGAAAGCAGCCCUGAUGGAGAAACAGCAGAAGAGGGCGGAGGAGAUGAGGAGACGCAGGCUGGAGCAGGAGGAGAAGAAAGAGAAAGAGCAUUCUAUUCGUCCAGAGUGGUUUAACAUUGAGGGGUGGGGAGACAAGUCCAGUGUUGGAGAUGAGGAACGGCCCCGCGCCCCCGGCGACCCCCCUCCCGAGGCCCCCUCCCAGCGGAGAGACACCUUCACGCGGCAGGAGUACGAGCGGAGACAGCAGCUGAAGAUCAUGGAGGACCUGGACAAGGUGCUGCGGCAGAAACCCACCACGGUCCGCGGCGUCAAGAAGCAGAGGCCCAAGACCGUGUUCCGGGAUGAUUCCAUGCUCUCCCGCAGCCCGGCCAAGGGAUUCAUGGGGUCCAAACUCAACAAGGUCUAUUCCCACUCCACCAUGAACCUGUCUUCCGUGGCCAAUGAUUCUGGGAGCAGCGGGACGCUGACCGUCAGAAAAUCUCCAAGUCGGUCUCACUCUCCCGCGAGGCCUUCCUACAGUCGCUCCCACUCCCCAUCACCGGGACGAAUCGCCCAUCAGAACGGCGAGAGGGACUGGGAGAACGCUUCAACGGUCUCAUCUCCUUCCUCCAUCCCAGAAUACACUGGGCCCAAGCUGUACAAGGAGCCCAGUUUCAAGUCCAACAAGUUCAUCAUCCACAAUGCUAUUUCUCGCUGCUGUCUGGCUGGCAAGGUCAACGAACCACAGAAAAACAAGAUUGUUGAGGAGAUGGAGAAGUGCCAGGCCAACCACUUCCUGAUCCUAUUCCGUGACUCCAGCUGCCAGUUCCGGGCAGUCUACACCAUGAACCCGGAGACCGAGGAGAUGGUGCGUCUCACAGGCAUCGGGCCACGCGUCAUCAGCACCGACAUGGUGGAGUCUAUCUACAAGUACAACUCGGACCGCAAACAGUUCACCACCAUCCCGUCCAAAACCAUGUCCAUGAGCGUUGACGCCUUCACCAUCCCGGGUCACCUGUGGCAGAGCAAGCGCCCGGUCACCCCAAAGAAGCUGGGGACACCCAAAUAAUAACACUGGCCUUUCAGUGAAGGGGGCGGGGUUUGGUGAAAGGAAGUUAAGGGCCCCUCCUCCUUCACCCAAUCAACACCCCUAGCACUUUUCUCCUUUCUGUUGGUGCGUCAAAGAGUGGGUUGUGGUGUUUUGGAGACUUAAUUCAGUAAGCCUGGAGUAUCUAAAAUGAAUGAAUGACACUGGCAUCAAUUCAAAAUGCCUGGCCCUUUAACCCGGUCCAGCCUUCUGGUCUCUGCCACAUUAAGACCAACCUGGGUCCUAUUUACCAAGAAGCAAACAGAGACGAGUAGGGACUGUCUGAAUUUGUCAAAUGAGAAGUGCUACUUUUUGUCGUUGUUCAUUUCCAAUUCAAAAUGGUUUGCUAGGGUGUGCACUAAUGAAUAUGAACCUGGUUGGCUCUAUAUGUGGGGACAUUGGUACAUGUCACAAUCAAUCACCACUACUGCAGCCAUUUAGGGCCCUGUCUGGAACCCACAGUGUCUCUGAUUGGGCCGCAAGACCUGAUUUAUGUAGAUUGUAAAAAAAAGAAUGAUGACGACAUAAACAAUGAUGGGAUUUGACUGGAACUGUCUGGAUGAACUGGGCUUCAUCAGAUCUACAGGGUCCCUCUUCCCUGGGUCCCUGACUCCCCCAUCCUGAUGCCUCUCCGACUCCUCCCAGGUCCUAUUGCCUCUCGCUGACUGCCCCCAGUCUGUUCUACUGCCUCUCCCUGACAAUCAAUCUCCCUCUCUUUCCUUUCUGUCAUCUGUUCUUUCUUGUCAUUUAAUUCCAGGGCUAUUUCUCCACCCAUCUACUGCCUCUGAAGCUGAAUGAAAUCCUUAGCAAACUGCUCUCUCAUGAAUGUAGGACACACCCUAACCACUCGUCUCCCCUGGGUGUGUCACCAUUGGCCAGUCGAGUAUAGCGAGGUACAGUAGCAGGCGGGUCCACCGAGGGCUCCAGCACUCUGAGUGGCUGCCGUGCCUGUUGGUCAGAGCGGUAUUAAGGACUCCGCCCAACUCCUACUGUACUUCAGCUGUAGACAUCUGGAUGUUUUUUUUUUAUAUCGCCCAACUCCAACUAUACUUCAGCUGUAGACAUCUGGAUGUUUUUUUUUAUAUUGCUACUUUUGACAGUGUGCUUUGGGCCUUUGCGAGCAGAAUCAAGAACUGAACUUGAUCCGAUUUUCUCUAUUCGUCUUACCUUGCUUUAGUUUGUUUCCUGAGAAUAACGCCAUACUUAAUGAAUGAAACUGGAAAAAGUGACCGGGUUCUUUGCUUAGCGUUACCCUGUAUUCCCAAUUGUGUAGAGAGACAAAGAUAGAAAAUGAAUGAGGAUUUAAUAUAUAUGAAUGCUUUUUAUUGCUGAUUUCUUUCUUUUUUGACAAUGAUUUGUACAAACAAGCUGAACUUUGUAAGCUAUGAAUAAGCUAGCCUGCUGCUUUAUUACUAGUGCGGUGUGUGGGAGAACAGCGUGAAAGAGAGAAUGAGAAGAAACUGUCAAGAGUCAUGCCGAAUUCUCCACAAUCUAGGGACAAAUAAACCCUAAAGGACAAUAUCUAACAGGUUGUGUCAUUUAAGAUAAUAGUCACACACACACACACACACAUACGGUGUGUUUUACCUAUGGAUGAAGGACUGUAUAAACCCAGGUCUGCAGGGCGUUGUGUGUUUCUCUCUGAGGUGAGCCAGCUGUCCACUCCCCAGUUCUGUUUCACAUCACUUACUGCCAACCACGGCAACAUGUUCUUAAAAUUCAUAUGUGAAAUUCAUUUUGUUUGACAAAAAAAAAUGCAUUUAUCAAGUGUACGGCUGACAGUGGAAAUGUAGGUUGGUGUGUGUGUGUGUGUGUAUGCGAGCAUGUGCGUGUGCACGAUUUAUGUAAUAUCUGUUUGUAGAAGAGGUGUGUGUGUGUGCGUGUGAUAGUUAAUCUAUAACUGGAUUCUGUGCAAUUCGUCUGUAGGCAGUCAGUCAGGUAUUCCCAAGGUGAAUGUAUGGGGUAAACUUUAGAAGGAUGAUUUGAUGUUUAGUUUCAGAUUCUAAUAUAUUAUUUAUGUUCGUUCUUCGGUUAAGGUGGUGAGUCACAUGUUAAUUUCAUAGAAUUUCUGUCUGUCUGAUUAUUUUUUUUUGCCCAGUUACAACCACAUUGAUGUGGAGCAUUGGUGUUGCUUUCAAAAGUUGUUCCUGAUUGCAAAUGAAACGCAGGCAACUGGGCCAGGCUAAUAAAAUCCUUUUACAAAUCGCCA